Messenger RNA from Gamsiella multidivaricata, 1544 nucleotides. Its product is annotated as DHS-like NAD/FAD-binding domain-containing protein. Bases 88 to 1449 code for a protein of 453 amino acids. Lineage: Eukaryota; Fungi; Mortierellomycota; Mortierellomycetes; Mortierellales; Mortierellaceae. Gene Ontology annotation, molecular function: NAD+ binding. The record is from RefSeq and is a predicted model, not a curated record. The transcript has 5 exons.
AUGGACGAAGCAAGAGAAUUUGGAAUCAGUCAUAUCAUUCAGGAAUAUGUACUAACAGGAGUGUACACUGUGAAAAAACUGUUGCUCAUGGUUUCACAUGAAGGGUUCAAAAUCCAGGAAAAUCUGACGGAAAACGAAUUAAUCGGAGCACUCACGCAACGCCUGGAGCGUGAACUUCAGCGUCGCCAUCGGUUGCUUCAUAUUCACACGCUUGGCCAUGUUGUCGACCUUCUGAAACACUCUAAAAACAUCAUGGUCCUAACGGGUGCAGGCGUUUCAGUAUCUUGUGGCAUCCCGGAUUUUAGGUCGUCCGACGGAAUCUACUCCCGCCUUUCAGAAUUCGAACUGGAUGACCCCACGCAGAUGUUUGAACUGGACUUCUUCCAGGAGAAGCCCCAGGUAUUUUAUUCCUUCGCGAGAGAAAUCUUUCCCAGCAAUUUUACGCCAAGCCCAUCACAUAAUUUUAUUAAACUUCUCGAGGACCAAGGAAAGCUGUUGAGGAACUAUACGCAGAAUAUCGAUACACUGGAGCAAAAGGCUGGCAUCUGCCGCAUUUUACAAUGCCAUGGAUCUUUUGCGACUGCCAGCUGUCUGCGUUGCAAGCACCAGGUCCCAGGUGACGAUAUCAAGGACGUGAUUCUUAAGCAAGAGGUUGCAUAUUGCAAAGUGUGCCAGACCGCGACUUCACCGUUGAACAUAGGAAAGAAGGCUAUCGACGGCGGAUCCAGGACGAAUGGUGCUGAUGAUACCAGACCGGCAGUAAUGAAGCCAGAUAUCGUAUUCUUCGGCGAGCGGUUACCAACCGUAUUUGAUGACAACUGGGACGAAGAUCGCGACAAGGUUGACCUGCUGAUUGUUAUAGGAAGCAGCUUGAAGGUUGCCCCGGUGAGCGAUAUUAUGCACCAACUUCCUAAGCAUAUUCCUCAGAUUCUGAUCAACCGAACGCCGAUCACGCACAUGGAAUUCGAUGUGCAGCUUUUAGGAAACUGUGACACAAUCGUUGCUGAGCUUUGCAGAAUGGCGGGGUGGGAGCUGAGACAUGAAAAGCUCCCAGGAGGGACCUCGAAUGUACCAGGCAUGGACAUCAAUACGAAUGCAGAUGGUUCAGGGAAAGGGGGGUGUGCCCAGUGGUCCGUGAUUGAGCCCAACACCUAUACGUUCGAGGGUGCCAUUCUCGGUGAUAUCGAAUACGAAUCGAGUCAGAGUUUCAGCAAGGAACGCGCGCGGUUCGGAAGUAGUGAGGCUGAGGGCUAUGAUGCCGAUACCGACGAUGACGAUGAGCAUCACAGGAGACUGACGGGUGAGCGCCGCGGAUCGCUGGGGAUUAUGAUACUGGAUACGGAUAGCGAGAGUGACAGCAGCCAGGAUACCAUACGAGGCCAAGGAUCCAGUCUCCCCAGCUCCUUGAAUGACAAAGUCGCUGAUGACUCUGUCGACUCUACGCUUUGAACGCGCUAUGAACUGUACAUAUAUUUAUUCUGGUGGGUCGCUCCAUAUUUUCACGAUGUCCAUAUCGUUUAAUAAACUUUUAUUCAUUUGGGGGA